Molecule: messenger RNA, 5752 nt
Organism: Clupea harengus (Atlantic herring)
Lineage: Eukaryota; Metazoa; Chordata; Actinopteri; Clupeiformes; Clupeidae
Gene: slc4a4b
Product: solute carrier family 4 member 4b
Biological process (GO): regulation of intracellular pH; transmembrane transport; monoatomic anion transport
Cellular component (GO): basolateral plasma membrane; plasma membrane
Molecular function (GO): monoatomic anion transmembrane transporter activity; solute:inorganic anion antiporter activity; sodium:bicarbonate symporter activity
Source: RefSeq, a predicted model, not a curated record
AGCUAUGUCAAUCCAUUUUAACAACCACUGCAGCGCAGGAUAGCCGCUCUAACUAACUCUCUGACCCCCCGUCUUCACCUCCCACUUGUAGAGUGACGUUGAAAGAGGGAUGGUACGUUCUUUAAAUAUGGAAAAGACAGGCUGAACAUAGACAGUUCGUGCGCUCCAAGAGUGGCACAGUACUUUAAUAAGAACGCAACGUGGAAGACUUUUUCAUAAUCGUUGUUAGAGAUCUGCCGCGUUAUGAGAGCCAGAGAAGUUCAUUUUGGUGUAGUUAAUAGUGUCUUUGAAAUAACUCUGAUACCAGAUAGAUAGCCCCUUAUUGUGGCAGACCCUCAUUUGCGUGUUAGAGAAAUUCCAGCGUAUAUUUUCAGUAGGCCUAAUUAAUGUAUUGCAUUGGUUGGAAGUUAAGAGAAUUGCUGCUCCAAACCUUAAACGUGUCGCUGAGCAAACAGAUCGGACAACCUUGAAGACUUGCUACUCGAGAGAAAGGAAGAAGACUUUUUAAAACGUGGACAAAAUGAGCAGUGACAAGACCAAGGUGGAGGAUGAGGCGGUGGUGGACAGAGGAGCUUCCUAUGUGAAACAUGUUUGUGAUGAAGAGGAGGUGGAAGGUCACCACACUGUGUAUAUUGGUGUUCAUGUGCCCAAGAGUUACCGCCGGCGACGACGUCACAGGAGACGGUCCAGUCACAAGGAGAAGCGCGACAGAGUGACGGAAAGCGUGAGUGACAAAUCAGAUGCAGAGAACACGGACGAGACGGCUCCCAUCCUCAAACCUCUCAUUUCGACAGCAGAGCGGAUCCGCUUCAUCCUGGGGGAGGAGGACGGUGGCCCCCCACCUCCUCAGCUCUUUACUGAGCUCGAUGAGCUGCUCGCUGUGGAUGGACAGGAAAUGGAGUGGAAGGAGACCGCUAGGUGGAUCAAGUUUGAGGAGAAGGUUGAGGCAGGCGGUGAGCGCUGGAGCAAGCCUCAUGUGGCCACUCUGUCGCUGCACAGUCUGUUUGAGCUCAAGACCUGCAUAGAGAAAGGCACCAUCAUCCUGGAUAUGGAGGCUGGCUCACUGCAGCAGGUGGUUGAGAUGAUAACCGACAGUCAGAUAGAGGGUGGUCUCCUUAAAGCCGAGCUCAAGGAGAAGGUCAUGUACACGUUGCUGCGAAAGCACCGGCACCAGACCAAGAAGUCCAACCUGCGGUCGCUAGCGGACAUCGGCAAAACUGUGUCCAGUGCAAGUAGGCUGUUUUCCCACCAGGAGAACGUACGUAGUCCCCUUGAACAACCAGUGCCUUACUUAACCACGUUGGAGCCAGAAGAGCACAUGCAGAUGCUGAGAAGCAACAGUAUGGGGCUGCUCUGUAGCCCAGCCACUGCACACCGUAACCUCACCUCAAGCAGCCUAAACGACCUGUCCGACAAGCCAGAGAAAGAGCAACUGCAGAACAAGUUCAUGAAGAAGCUUCCCCGUGAUGCAGAGGCGUCUAAUGUCCUGGUGGGAGAGGUGGACUUCUUGGAUGCUCCGUUCGUAGCGUUUGUGCGUCUGCAGCAUGCAGUCAUGCUGGGAGGUCUGACCGAAGUUCCUGUUCCUACCCGCUUCCUGUUUAUUCUCCUUGGACCAAAGGGCAAAGCCAAAUCCUACCAUGAGAUUGGGAGAGCUAUUGCCACUCUUAUGUCUGAUGAGGUCUUCCACGAUGUGGCCUACAAGGCCAAGGACCGGCAGGAUCUGCUGGCAGGCAUUGAAGAGUUCCUGGAUGAGGUCAUUGUCCUGCCACCUGGCGAGUGGGAUCCUGAUAUCAGGAUAGAGCCGCCCAAAUCAGUGCCCUCUGCUGACAAACGGAAGAACAUCCUGACUGGAGGAGAGGGGCUCCAGAUGAACGGAGAUACGCCCCACGACGGAGGGGCCGGUGGUGGGGGAGGGCAUCACAUCGGAGAUGAGCUCCUGCGCACAGGAAAGUUUUGCGGCGGCCUCGUCCUAGAUGUCAAGAGAAAGUUGCCAUUUUUUGCCAGCGAUUUUUAUGAUGCGCUCCACAUCCAAUCCUUGUCUACCAUCUUGUUCAUCUACCUGGGCACAGUGACCAAUGCCAUCACGUUUGGGGGACUGCUAGGAGAUGCUACGGAAAACAUGCAGGGAGUGUUGGAGAGUUUUGUUGGCACGGCGCUGUCAGGUGCGGUGUUCUGCCUGCUGGCCGGCCAGCCUCUCACCAUCCUGAGCAGCACCGGCCCGGUCCUCGUCUUUGAGCGUCUGCUGUUCAACUUUAGCAAAGACAACAGCUUUGACUAUCUGGAAUUCCGACUGUGGAUCGGCCUGUGGUCUGCCUUUCUGACCCUGGUUCUCGUUGCCACGGACGCCAGCUUCCUGGUCCAGUAUUUCACCCGCUUCACUGAGGAAGGCUUCUCUGCCCUCAUCAGCUUCAUCUUCAUCUAUGACGCCUUCAAGAAGAUGCUGAAGCUCGCCCACCACCAUCCCAUCGACGCUGACUACGACAUGGAAUUGAUCACCAGCUACUCCUGCCACUGUAUACCCCCUGAUGGGAACAGUACAGGAUGGAACAGUACAGGAUUACAGCAUGAAGUCUUGGACCCAUGGUUGGUGAACAGCACUGACCAGCGGCAUCUGAAUGCCACCUGGGAGUCUCUGACCAAGACGGAUUGUAAGCUUUAUGGGGGGCAGCUGGUAGGGUCGGCCUGUGGGUUCGUCCCCGACAUCACACUCAUGUCCUUCAUCCUGUUCCUGGGCACCUACGCCACCUCCAUGGGUCUGAAGAAGUUCAAAACCAGCAGGUUCUUCCCCACCAUGGUGCGUAAACUGAUUAGUGACUUCGCCAUCAUUCUGGCCAUUCUCAUCUUCUGUGGAGUCGAUGCCCUGGUCGGAGUGGACACGCCCAAACUCCUCGUGCCAAGUGAAUUUAAGCCCACGAACCCCAAUCGUGGCUGGUUCGUGCCCCCUUUUGGAGGGAACCCCUGGUGGGUAUACCUAGCUGCCAGUCUUCCUGCACUGCUUGUCACCAUCCUGCUGUUCAUGGACCAACAGAUCACAGCGGUCAUCGUCAACAGGAAGGAGCACAAACUUAAGAAAGGUGCAGGCUAUCACCUGGACUUGUUCUGGGUGGCUGUUCUUAUGAUUAUUUGCUCCUUCAUGGGGUUGCCGUGGUACGUGGCAGCCACGGUCAUCUCCAUCGCCCAUAUCGACUCACUCAAGAUGGAGACGGAGACCUCUGCCCCAGGAGAGGCACCCAAAUUCCUGGGCGUCAGGGAACAGAGAGUGACUGGCGUCGUUGUCUUCAUUCUGACUGGACUGUCUGUGUUCAUGGCCCCAAUCUUAAAGUUCAUCCCGAUGCCUGUGCUCUAUGGUGUUUUUCUCUACAUGGGAGUUGCAUCGCUUAAUGGUGUUCAGUUUAUGGACCGUCUGCAGCUGCUUCUCAUGCCAGCAAAGCACCAACCGGACCUAAUCUACCUGCGCCACGUCCCCCUGAGGCGCGUCCACCUGUUCACCUUCAUUCAAGUGCUCUGCCUGGCCCUGCUGUGGGUGCUCAAGUCUACCGUGGCGGCCAUUGUAUUCCCCGUCAUGAUCUUGGCUCUGGUGGCAGUGAGGAAGGCCAUGGACUAUCUCAUCUCCCAGCAUGACCUCAGCUACCUAGAUGAUGUCAUGCCUGAAAAAGACAAGAAGAAGAAGGAGGACGAGAAGAAAAAGAAGAAAAAGAAGGGAAGCAUUGACAGCCAGAUGAAUGAUUCUGACUUCCAUCACCAUGACACCAACAUCCCGAGUAUUAAAAUCUCCAUGGAUUUGAUGGAGCAGGAGGCCAUGUUGGGUGACGAGGCCUCAGACAGAAAUAAAUCCGCCUCUCUCCUCUCUCCCUAUUGAUGGAAUGCACUUUUUCCAGCCCAAGCCCACGUUCAGUCAGCUUGGAAACCCCUUCAAGAAAUCUGUGCCUCAGAUUAGGAUAGACCUGGAGCCAGAAGAGGAGUGCUAUUUCUGGAAAGCUCCAUCCUCUGAAACGUCUCUCUGAACCCACAGGCUGUCCUUCCAGACUUAUCUUACACAACCCUUCUGAAGCACUCUUUAAAGCAAUGCUCUUACAUAGUCUUGUUAGUACUGAAUGAGUUAGUGGAAUGCUCUAUAGCACUUGUAAUAGAGGGAAGAUGUAAUCAUUUGAAGCUUUAUUUCUGAAAGCAGUACUUCACCUUUAUACUAUGCAGAACAAAUGGGAAGGUAUCAAUGUGUGUAGCUCUUGAAAAAUCACUGUAGCAAGGUAUUUGUGUAACAUUACAAAUGCUAAUGUACACAUAGUACUGUAUGACUUUUAGUUUUUGAAAAUAAUUUUUGAUCGCUUGACCAAACCAACUAAUCAGAGUUAUGUGAAGGAGAUCAAAUCUGCGUUGAGGUCAGUAUUGGUCAUAAAGAACCAAAAACUAAGAUGUGAAUGUGAGGUUAAUUCAGCUGACUUUACUCAAACUUUAUCAUAUUUAUUUCAUUCUUUACUAUGCAAACUAUUCCUUUUGUGGAGCCAAAAUGGUGUGUGAGAAACAGUUCUACUGUUUGUAUAAAUUGUAUUGGAACCUUUCCUGUGUUUUGUAGCACUACCUCUAAUAAUCUUGACUUUUAGGUGCCAGCCAUUCAAAGUCUGAAGACAAACAUGUAUUUAAGCAACCAUGUAUGCAUCUUCAGUUGAUAUGAUCUGGGUUUUUCUUGAUUGUUUUUAAAACAUGGGCUCAGUACUGGAUGUUUCCUGUUUUUUAAGAUUCUCUCUAAGUCACCACGGAUGCAAUAAACUAUUUAAGAGAUUAUUUGUAGAGAGAAAACUCUGUGACCCUGAGGUAUCAUAUAUUGUUGAGACAUCAAGACCUGAUUUUUUUUUUUUUGUCUACCGACUUUGGAGUUUUUAAUGACAAUCAUUUUAUUAUUGUCUGUGGGGAAUAUUUUUAAUAUACUAUUUUUUAAGAAGUGAUUUAGAUACAGUAUUGUCUUUUUUACUUGCAUAACUCAUUGGUUAUUGACUGCAAGGUUGUGAAGCACAGUGGAGGUUGUCGAUAUGUUAUUUGCUGCAAGUAUUGAUGUGGUGUAGGUUAUGGGAUGCACUCCCCAGCCAAGGGUGGCGAUCACUGAUCAGCAUACAUUAACUACCAUGUUGGUCCUCGGGCAGGUUGUUUUAGUCACAAUCAGAAAGUCACUCAAAUCUACUUGUUCAUUGUGAUCCACAUUUGUACAAGUUGAUGUCAACCAUACAGGAUCCAGCGUGCCUUUUAGGGCACAUCCCUAGUCCACUCAACUAAACUAGGCCUGUCAUCCAAAUGAAUAUAUUUGUUUGGCAUUUAUGAGGUGUGAAUAUUCACAAGAUUAGAAUUGACUUUUGAUUCAUGUUCCGGAACUUUGCUCAACAUUAUUCUGCAAUAUUUUUUUCACUGAAAUCUACCCUUCCAUUUUUCAUCUGUUAGUAGCUGUAUUUUUGUGCAAUUUAUCUCUGUCUGCCUACUGUAUUUUUACCUUAUCACCACUUCAUGACAAUGACUGUAUUCUAAUUAAAAUGAAUGAAUCAAAAAGCCCAUUGCUGAGUUCAAGAAUCAAGUGCAGUAAUUCACAACAGCAUUGUGCACAAAACGUAAUCAAACCAGAUGAACACAAUAAUCAAGAUGUGAUGUCUCAAUCAGUUUUGUAGCAUCUUUGAAGGAAUAUACAUCUCUGAUCAAAGGGUUUUUAUUGCCAUUCAUAUAUUACCUUGAGAUGUAUGUGAGAAAUAAAGUGACUGAUGAAAUGAAA